Molecule: messenger RNA, 2625 nt
Organism: Drosophila rhopaloa
Lineage: Eukaryota; Metazoa; Arthropoda; Insecta; Diptera; Drosophilidae
Product: mucin-2
Exons: 2
Coding region: 1-2625 (874 amino acids)
Cellular component (GO): extracellular region
Molecular function (GO): chitin binding
Source: RefSeq, a predicted model, not a curated record
AUGAGGAAUAUAUACGCUUUUGCCCUGCUGCUCAUUGCAGUCUCUGCAAGCACCACCAGCGGUGCUAGCGUUUCCGGCCAGGGCAAUCUCCUGUGCCGUAACAAGGCCAAUGGCAUUCGGGCUCUGGUGCCCGGCAGUUGCUCCAGGUUCUAUGAGUGCCACAACGGCAUUGCCACGGAAUACUCCUGUCCCAAAUUCUAUGACUUCAAGACCCGCAGCUGCGUGACCUACAACCCUGGAUGCACCGAAGGCGUUGUGGCGGAGCCAGUAGCGCAACAGUCUGACAGCGGUAUCGCUCAGCCAUGCAACGGGCCCGCAACUAUCGCCCCACCAACGAAGCCUCCAUGCUCAGGAACUACUACCACUUGUGCCCCUGUAAUAACCACCACUACCACCACGUGUGCCCCAACAACAACGACAACCACCACCACAACGACAACCACGACCACCACCACCACCACCACGACCACGACCACAACUACAACGACAACGACAACCACUUGUGCCCCAACAACCACGACAACCACAACUACAACUAAGGCUCCAACUACAACUACAACCACAACCACUUGUGCCCCAACAACAACGACAACCACAACCACUGAGGCUCCAACUACAACUACAACCACAACCACUUGUGCCCCAACAACAACGACAACCACCACCACCACAACCACCACCACCACGACUACGACCACAACCACGACAACCACCACGACCACAACCACAACUACAACGACAACGACAACCACUUGUGCCCCAACAACAACGACAACCACAACCACUGAGGCUCCAACUACAACUACAACCACAACCACUUGUGCCCCAACAACAACGACAACCACCACAACCACUACCACCACCACCACGACUACGACCACAACCACCACGACCACAACCACAACCACAACUACAACGACAACCACUUGUGCCCCAACAACAACGACAACCACAACCACUGAGGCUCCAACUACAACUACAACCACAACCACUUGUGCCCCAACAACAACGACAACCACCACAACCACUACCACCACCACCACGACUACGACCACAACCACCACGACCACAACCACAACCACAACUACAACGACAACCACUUGUGCCCCAACAACAACGACAACCACAACCACUGAGGCUCCAACUACAACUACAACCACAACCACUUGUGCCCCAACAACAACGACAACCACCACAACCACUACCACCACGACUACGACCACAACCACGACAACCACCACGACCACAACCACAACUACAACGACAACGACAACCACUUGUGCCCCAACAACAACGACAACCACAACCACUGAGGCUCCAACUACAACUACAACUACAACCACUUGUGCCCCAACAACAACGACAACCACAACCACUACAACCACCACGACUACUACCACAACCACGACAACCACCACGACUACUACCACGACAACCACCACGACCACAACCACAACUACAACGACAACGACAACCACUUGUGCCCCAAUAACAACGACAACCACAACCACUAAAGCUCCAACUACAACUACAACCACAACCACUUGUGCCCCAACAACAACGACAACCACCACAACCACCACCACGACUACGACCACAACCACCACGACCACAACCACAACCACGACCACAACCACAACUACAACGACAACGACAACGACAACGACAACCACUUGUGCCCCAAUAACCACGACAACCACAACCACUGAGGCUCCAACUACAACUACAACCACAACCACUUGUGCCCCAACAACAACGACAACAACCACAACCACGACCACCACCACAACCACAACCACAACUACAACGACUUGCUCAACAACAACGCCAACAACCACAACUUGCUCGUCAACAACGUCAACGACCACGACCACAACCACGACCACCACCACGACCACCACCACAACUACAACGACUUGCUCCACAACAACGCCGACAACCACGACUUGCUCAACAACAACGUCAACAACCACGACCACAACCACGACCACCACCACGACCACCACCACAACUACAACGACUUGCUCAACAACAACGCCGACAACCACGACUUGCUCAACAACAACGCCGACAACCACGACUUGCUCAACAACAACGUCAACAACCACGACCACCACCACGACCACAACCACAACUACAACGACUUGUUCAACAACAACGCCGACAACCACGACUUGCUCAACAACAACGCCGACAACCACGACGUGCUCAACAACAACGCCGACAACCACGACUUGCUCAACAACAACCUCUACUACAACGACCUGCCGAACGACAACAACCGUAUGCCCUGGGUCGGAGACAACAACUGUCUGCCCGACGGUCUCAAAGGCGGUGGCUGCCGCCCACUCGAACCGUAAUCCCGUCCGCCGGAACCCCGUGCACCGUCUACUCUGGGAAGUGGCUCAACUGGCGGGCAUUUCGUCGACUGGAUCCGAGGUUCAGCUUAAGGUUUCCUGCGUCGGUAAGCCCGAUGGAUUCCUAAUGGCUUCGCCCGAGCGGUGCAACGACUACUAUAUCUGUCGCCAUCAACGCGCCCUGAAGGUCAGCUGCGGGGAUAGGUACUUUAACGGACUGAAGGGCAUUUGCGAUCUCCCAGAGAACACCAGCUGUGUCCAGUCCUAA